This is a messenger RNA of Bombus pyrosoma, 1961 nucleotides long. It is a transcript of the gene shop, whose product is annotated as sulfite oxidase, mitochondrial. Gene Ontology annotation, cellular component: mitochondrion. The transcript has 7 exons. Gene Ontology annotation, molecular function: heme binding; molybdenum ion binding; oxidoreductase activity. Bases 152 to 1831 code for a protein of 559 amino acids. Lineage: Eukaryota; Metazoa; Arthropoda; Insecta; Hymenoptera; Apidae. The record is from RefSeq and is a predicted model, not a curated record.
GAUAUCUCCGUUCAAAACUUACAUCUUAAAGAUAAAAUCAAGCUCAUAUAUACAUAAUGAUUUGCUUAUAUAAAUUAUUGACAUAUGGUUCCUUAACAUACGAUUAAAUACGUAAUGUUGUGUCAACUAUAAAAUAUAAAAAUUUCGAACUAUGAUUUUAAAUUCGAGGAUCUUAAAUCAUCUAAGAAAUAGAUCUUUGUUACCAGCGACAAGUGUUUAUAUCCAGUACUAUCUUAAACCAUUUAAGCAAUACUCAUCUUAUAAAGAACAGUAUAUUAAACAAAAUAGAGUCAAAUAUAGUUCUUAUACAAAAUAUGCAACAUAUAUUACUGUUGCCACAUCUAUAUUAGGUUUACAUUAUUACAUAUUUUAUAAAAAAGCUCAAGCUUUGGAUAAGAAACCUACUUUAUGCGGAGAGUUUAGAGCAGAUUUAAAGACAUACAAUCUAGAAGAAGUAGGCAAACAUGAUAAUAAACAAAAUCGGAUUUGGGUAACAUUUAAACAAGGAGUAUAUGACAUAACAGAUUUUAUUGAAAAACAUCCAGGUGGUCCUUCUAAAAUAAUAAUGGCAGCUGGCAGUUCAAUCGAACCAUUUUGGGUCAUUUUUGCUAACCAUAAUACAGAAGAAAUAUAUGAGCUCCUUGAAUCAAUGAGAAUUGGAAACAUAUCUAAGGAUGAUGCAGCCUCUAAUGCAAUUAAUGAAAAUGAUCCAUAUUCAAAAGAACCCAUAAGACACAAAGUUUUAAAGAUAAAUGGACAGAAACCCUUUUGUGCUGAACCACCACCCUCUUUAUUGAUAGAAAGUUUCAUUACACCAAUGGAAACAUUUUAUGUAAGAAAUCAUCUUCCUGUUCCUGAAAUAGACUUGAAGACUUAUAGUUUAGAAUUAGCUAUAGAAGAAGUAAUAAAAAAGACUCUCAAAUUUGAAGACAUAAAGAAAUAUCCCAAGUAUACGAUAACAAGCGCUAUAAUGUGCGGAGGAAAUAGAAGAUCAGAAAUGGCACAAGAAAGACAAUUGAGAGGACUUAGUUGGGGCGUAGGUGCUGUUGGUAAUGCUACAUGGACUGGUACAAGGCUAUGUGAUGUAUUGAAAGAUUUAGGAAUUAAUGAGGAUAAUUACAACCAUAUACAGUUUGAAGGGUAUGACUUAGAUCCUUCUGGUACACCAUAUGGUGCAAGUAUACCCAUUAGCAAAGCUAUGGAUCCUAGAGCAGAUAUAAUUUUAGCUUAUGAAAUGAAUGGGCAACCAAUACCAAGAGAUCAUGGUUUUCCUGUUAGAGUAAUUGUGCCAGGUGUUGUGGGCGCUAGGAAUGUAAAAUGGCUUGCCAGAAUAAUUGUUUCGAAAGUUGAAAGCCCAUCACAAUGGCAACAAGGUGACUAUAAAGGUUUCUCUCCCAGUACUGAUUGGGAUAAUGUAGAUUUUUCUAAGGCGCCUGCUAUACAGGAAAUGCCUGUGAUUUCUGCAAUUUGCAAACCAGAACAUGCAGAAACAAUCAAAGUGGUAAAUGGAAAGAUAAAUGUGAAGGGAUAUGCUUGGUCAGGAGGGGGCCGAAAAAUCAUCCGGGUUGACAUAACAAAUAACCAAGGUAAAACUUGGUAUACGGCUGAUUUAAAUGCGGAAGAUAAGAACGCUAAAGAAGGUCGAUAUUGGAGCUGGACAUUGUGGAGUAUAGAUCUCCCUGUUAAAGAGGGAAGUAAAGAAAUAGAAAUUUGGGCAAAAGCUGUAGAUGCGUCAUAUAAUGUCCAACCGGAAAGUUUCAAAAAUAUCUGGAAUUUACGAGGUUUUCUUUGUAAUGCAUAUCACAGAGUUAAAGUUAAAUUAGAAUACUAGAGUUACUUAGAGAACUUAUAAUAACAACUCAAUACAGUAAAAGUUUUUGUACUUAGUGAGAAAUAAAUAACAAUUUCUUUUCACUACAGAACAUGUGUUUGUAAUAAAUGUGCUUUUUACAAUAGUAUAA